AUGUCUCAACCGCGUGCUCGUCCCGAGGUUUACAACGAUGUGGACGCCCGUGAAGUGGCUCGCCCUCCCCCUAGGGGUGGUUUUAUCCUUCCUGACGACCUGCAGCGCCACUGCGUCUCCACUGAUUGUUGGGUCUCAGUUUACGGGCGCGUAUACGACUUGUCACCGUUGUUGGCUCUUAAUAGGAACCAGCUCGCCGUCCCGCUGAUAGAAAACGCGGGGUCAGACAUAUCCCACUGGUUCUGUCCAGAUACAAUGCAACCCCAGGCCGUUGCUCGCGUGCGGAGCGACACCACCGAAGUGUACAAACACCCCAAUACCCCCUUCCUGCACGUUCCCGGUUCAGGCUGUACAGGCACCCCGUGGUGGCGCGAUGCCAGAUAUAUCGUGGGCGAACUAGCACAGUCUGUUGCACCAGUGUACUUCCUAAACACUCUGACGGGGCAGAAGACAGCGCUGCAUAUCCCGAUUGAUAAGCCCUUAAAACUUGUUCUAGAUCAGCAACUCAAAGGGGCCAACUCGCACGCAGAAGCGUACACGUGGUCGUGCCGAGGCCGGGCGGUAGACCUCGACAAAUCCCUCACGCAAAACGACAUCCAUAUAGUUUCUGACUCAGACGACGUUCCGUGCGACCCCGCAGAAAGGCCCCCACCACCCACAAUCCUCUUGCACUUUGAGGAUGAUCUACUAGCUAUUUGA
Messenger RNA from Cyclospora cayetanensis, 699 nucleotides. RefSeq names its product cytochrome b5 domain-containing protein 1. The coding region runs from base 1 to 699 and encodes 232 amino acids. NCBI's taxonomy places the organism in Eukaryota, Apicomplexa, Conoidasida, Eucoccidiorida, Eimeriidae. The transcript has a single exon. The record is from RefSeq and is a predicted model, not a curated record.